This is a messenger RNA of Capronia coronata CBS 617.96, 2181 nucleotides long. RefSeq names its product DNA replication licensing factor mcm5. Gene Ontology annotation, cellular component: nucleus; MCM complex. The transcript is spliced from 2 exons. Lineage: Eukaryota; Fungi; Ascomycota; Eurotiomycetes; Chaetothyriales; Herpotrichiellaceae. Gene Ontology annotation, biological process: double-strand break repair via break-induced replication; DNA replication; DNA replication initiation. The record is from RefSeq and is a predicted model, not a curated record. Gene Ontology annotation, molecular function: ATP binding; DNA replication origin binding; 3'-5' DNA helicase activity. Bases 1 to 2181 code for a protein of 726 amino acids.
AUGGCGUUGGACUCGAGAUCAGCAUAUUCGCUUAGUGUGCUUCCACCACAUCAAGACGCCUCAUCAGAACCGCGGACUGAAUUGCAAGCCAAAUUGAAGGAGUUUGUCCUCGCAUUCCAACUUGAUGGCUCGUACAUCUAUCGAGAUCAGAUCCGAGAGAAUGUUCUUGUCAAGCAAUACUUCUGCGACAUCGACCUCAGCCAUCUGAUUUCCUACAAUGAAGAACUAGCCCACAAGCUCACCAGCGAUCCUGUGGACGUGGUCCCUCUGUUUGAAGCCGCGCUCAAACAAUGCACACAGCGCAUUGUCUUCCCUCACGAGCCCGAAGUCAAGCUUCCCCAACAUCAACUCCUCCUCCAUUCGUCCGUCUCUCAGAUUUCGAUCCGCGACCUCAAUGCCACCAAUGUUUCCCACCUCGUCCGCAUCCCGGGCAUCGUCAUCGGCGCCUCGACCCUCUCCUCAAAGGCGACCGUUCUCUGCAUCCAAUGUCGCAACUGCGAACAUGUCGAGUUCUUACCAGUAGAAGGAGGAUUCACUGGCAUCACCCUCCCACGCACAUGCGGUAGACCGAGGAUGCCUGGUCAAGAAUCUGGCGACUCGUGUCCGAUGGAUCCAUACUUCGUGCUCCAUGAGAAGUCACAGUUCAUUGACCAGCAAAUUCUGAAACUACAAGAAGCUCCAGAUCAAGUCCCCGUGGGAGAGCUGCCACGUCAUAUUCUGGUCUCUGCGGACCGCUAUCUGACCAACAAAGUCGUGCCGGGGUCCCGAUGUACUAUUAUGGGAGUCUUUUCCAUCUACCAGGCCAACAAAGGGGGCAAGAGAGAUAAUGCAGUUGCAAUCCGAAAUCCAUACCUGCGCGCGGUCGGCUUAACCACCGAUGUCGACCACACGGCAAACGGACUGCAGUCAUUUUCCGACGAAGAGAUACAAGAAUUUGAAGAGAUGUCCCGACUCCCCGAUCUCUAUGACCGGUUCGUCAGGUGCAUUGCACCGUCUAUCUAUGGAAACGCGGAUAUCAAGAAAGCGAUUUGCUGUCUGCUGAUGGGCGGCUCAAAGAAAAUCCUGCCAGACGGAAUGAGACUAAGGGGAGAUAUCAACGUCCUGCUGCUGGGUGAUCCUGGUACCGCCAAAUCGCAACUGUUAAAAUUCGUCGAAAAGGUCUCUCCAAUUGCCAUCUAUACCUCAGGUAAAGGUUCGUCAGCCGCAGGUCUGACGGCUUCCGUCCAGCGAGACACGCAAACGCGGGAAUUCUACUUGGAGGGAGGUGCCAUGGUCCUCGCUGAUGGUGGCGUGGUGUGUAUCGACGAGUUUGACAAAAUGCGUGACGAAGACCGUGUGGCUAUCCACGAAGCCAUGGAGCAGCAGACGAUUUCGAUUGCCAAAGCCGGCAUCACCACCAUCCUCAACGCACGUACUUCCGUGCUGGCCGCCGCAAAUCCCAUCUUUGGCCGGUAUGACGACCUCAAGUCUCCGGGGGAGAAUAUAGAUUUUCAGACGACCAUCUUAUCUCGUUUUGACAUGAUUUUCAUCGUGAGAGACGAUCACGACAGAAAACGAGACGAAACAAUCGCCCGACACGUCAUGGGUAUUCACAUGGGCAAUCAAGGCGUGGAGGAACAGGCCGAGGUCGAAAUCCCGGUUGACAAGAUGAAGAGAUAUAUCAGCUUCUGCAAGUCACGAUGCGCCCCGCGUCUCUCAGCCCCAGCCGCAGAGAAAUUGUCAUCUCAUUUCGUCUCCAUUCGCAACCGUGUCGCCCAAGCCGAGCGCAACAGCAACGUGAGAUCUUCGAUACCCAUUACAGUGCGUCAACUCGAGGCCAUCAUCCGUAUCACAGAAUCACUGGCCAAACUCACCUUGUCGCCGGUGGCGGAGGAACACCACGUUGACGAGGCCAUUCGUCUCUUCUUGGCCAGCACCAUGGAUGCCGUGUCCCAGGGCGAGGGGGCCGGUGGCAUGGGCGCGAAUCGGGAAUUGAUGGAGGAAGUGAGCAAAGUGGAAGAAGAAUUGAGGAAACGACUUCCCAUCGGAUGGAGCACCAGCCUGGCAACCCUGCGGCGAGAAUUUGUUCAAGGGAGAGGGUACAGCGAAGCCGCAUUGGCCCGAGCGCUGCAUGUCUUGCAAAGAAGGGAGACUGUGAGACUGAGAAAUGGCGGCAGCCAGGUAUACAGAAGUGGCGUCUGA